Messenger RNA from Pseudonaja textilis, 7095 nucleotides. RefSeq names its product WW domain containing transcription regulator 1 (gene WWTR1). Gene Ontology annotation, cellular component: cytoplasm; nucleus. Gene Ontology annotation, biological process: hippo signaling; positive regulation of transcription by RNA polymerase II. Gene Ontology annotation, molecular function: protein binding; transcription coactivator activity. The record is from RefSeq and is a predicted model, not a curated record. Lineage: Eukaryota; Metazoa; Chordata; Lepidosauria; Squamata; Elapidae.
UAAGUUUGUUUAGUAUAGUCGAUCGUGGCGGCGGCGGCGCCACUGUGGAAGCACUCAGCCCUUCAAGAUCUACAGGAUGGGUAUGUAAAACGAAAGACAGAAAGAAAGAACAAGAAAGAAAGAAAGAAAGAAGGGACCGACUACCCUCCGUCCCGCAAAAGUCGCUUCUUUUAAGACAAGAGAAAUAAUAGUAGAAAGUGACUGAGCCGGGCCGCCCUCUGCACCCGCGAGGGGGACGAAGAGGACGGACGCCAGGCCCGGAACAGAGCGCGGCUGAGAUUUCAGGGGGGGCGUCCUAAACCCGACCGUUCGCUUCUCGGGGUUCUAGGUCGGACUGGCCCUCCCGGCGGGAUCCCCCUGUGGCUUCGAGUCCCAGGCCCUUUUUGGAAUUCCUGCCUGCCUUUCGUGACAGCCGCGGGAGAAGAUCUCUCUCUCUCUCUCUCUCUCCUUAGUCCUUUAAAGGAGCUGUUUUCUUAGGGGGAGUUGUAGCAGAUCUCCGAAGUUCUGGGGGGGAGGGGGAGUUGCAUAACUUUCCUCCGGGCCUUGACUUGGAUUUGCUUCAACCGUUUGGGGAGAUUCUGCGAGAUAAAGAUACACUUUGGGGAGGGAGGGGAUAACCGCCUUGGAUUUUCUGCCUUGAGGCCUUUUCGCAAGCGAGGGGGGGGGGGGGGGCGUGGGGGAGAAAGGUCGAGGGAGAGCUUUGCUUCGGAAACUUAAUUCGCCGCAGACCGAUACUAGCUCCCGGGAAUCUUGUCCUGGUCGGUCGGAGCAAAGGAGGCUGGAAGUUCUGCGAGGCAACUUUCAAAGGAGAAAUCCUGGCCUGCCGGCUCUGAUUGAUUCCUGCUUCUAGCCCCCUGCCCCUCUCCCUCUUUGCGAGGUCCCGCGGCAAACUUUUUCUGGCUCGAGGUAGGAAAAAUGAAUCCUGCUGCCGUCCCUCCCCCGCCGGGCCAGCAAGUGAUCCAUGUCACCCAGGAUCUGGACACUGACUUAGAGGCUCUCUUCAACUCGGUCAUGAAUCCCAAGCCCAGUUCGUGGAGAAAAAAGAUCCUGCCCGAAUCUUUUUUUCAGGAGCCCGAUUCGGGAUCACAUUCCCGCCAAUCGAGCACCGACUCGGGCAGCCACCCUCCCCGGCUGAGCAGCGCUGCCGUCGGGGUCCACCACGUCCGCUCUCACUCUUCGCCAGCUUCUCUGCAGCUGGGCACCGGGGCGGGAGCCACCCCGACUCCGGCUCAACAGCAUGCCCACCUUCGCCAGCAGUCCUACGACGUGACGGAUGAGCUGCCGCUUCCUCCCGGCUGGGAGAUGGCGCUCACGCACACGGGUCAGAGAUACUUCCUCAACCACAUAGAGAAAAUUACAACUUGGCAAGAUCCUCGAAAGACUAUGACCCAGCCAUUAAAUCACAUGAGCCAUCAUCCUUCAACCACUUCCACCCCAGUAUCACAACGUUCAAUGGCCAUGUCGCAACCCAACCUUGUAAUGAAUCACCAGCACCAGCCACAGAUGACACCAACUACAUCUAUAUCUCAGCAGAACCACCCUCCCCCAAACCCUCAAGCUGCCUUAUUGAACAUGCCAAAUGCAUUGACUUCCCAGCAACAACAACAGCAGAAGCUGAGGCUUCAGAGAAUCCAAAUGGAGAGAGAGAGAAUUCGCAUGCGUCAGGAGGAACUCAUGCGUCAGGAAGCUGAUUUGUACAGACAACUUCCCAUGGAAUCUGAGAACCUUGCCCCUGUUCAUACUGCUGUGAGCACACCUAACAUGACACAGGACAUGAGAUCUAUUACAAAUAAUGGAUCAGAUCCCUUUCUGAACAGUGGGCCAUACCAUUCCAGGGAGCAGAGCACAGACAGUGGCCUAGGCUUAGGAUGUUACAGCAUACCGACUACACCUGAAGACUUCCUCAGCAAUGUAGAUGAGAUGGACACAGGAGAUAAUGUAGCACAGACUUCCAUGAAUAUCAACUCCCAACAGACACGCUUCCCUGACUUCCUUGACUGUCUUCCAGGAACAAACGUUGACCUUGGGACAUUAGAGUCCGAAGACCUGAUUCCCAUCCUUAGUGAUGUGGAAUCAGUCCUCAACAAAAAUGAACCUUUUCUUACCUGGUUGUAACUGAUAACCCAACAUUUCCUUUCCUUCUAGAAUUUAAGGCCAAGCCUCCUCAAGUCCCUCAGCUAACCAGCCUAAUCCUUUGCUGACUUUUCCAGCCCCUUUUUAGGUCAAUGAAUCUUGAUCAGGAUGUCAUUGACAAUAACUUACAUUUGAAAUGUACACGCAUACAAUAUAUACAUCCCUAGUUUUAAGGAAUAGAAUUGCUUAAAGAUAUUAAAUGUAAGUUUUUCCUAGAUGUGUUUUGAGGACACAAAGGGGUGGGGUGGGUUUUUUUUGCACCAUGUCUGAACUGAACGGUCAUCAGUUACACACAGUUAAGUGUAUAAUUAAGGAAAUGAAAGACAGAGAGAUGACUGUAAGAAGUUUUAGACUGCAAAAGUUAGCUUGGUUUUGAAAACCUAGCACACAUUCAAAUACAGCUCUGUGAUUAUAUUUAAUUGCACCAAAUGCUUGUUAUUUACAAGAGCUUUAAAAAUCAUCAUUAUUUUAAAUAAACUCACAUUGUAGGGAAUACAGCUUUUUUCUUUUAAAUUCCAAGUCAACCAGAGAGCAACUUUUUAAAAACUUGCAAAGCACAAACUUUACUGUUGGGACUUUUUUCAGUUGCUAUUUGGUUUCUAGUAAGCAAAAGUUUAGCUGUUGUUUUUACACUACCACUGCAUUAUAAAAUCAACCAGGUUGAUACUAAUUGCUGCCAUUUUUAAACUAUAUAGAAAAUGAAAAAAAUGCAAUAUAUGUUACAUUCUUUUUUAAUUUCAUUUUAAAGAAGUAUACUUUAUAUGUAGCUGUUUUAAAAACUAUUUUAAGAUGAAUCAUAAAAACAAUAAUUUUUUGUUGUGUUAUACACAAACCAAAAAAAAAUUGAAUUUCCAAAUUCUGGAGAAAAACUCACAUUAUUGAAUACAAUAACAAUUUUAUAGAACCACAUUAUCUUUUUUUCUUUUUAGUAAUAAUACAUUUUGUGGAUCAGAUUUUACAAGCUAGAAAUAAUAUCUUCACUUUUAUCAGUUAGGUGAAAGCCAACAUCUUUUUCUCAGUGUAGCAAAAGUGUUUAACUUCUUAGCCAUUUGCCUCUUAAUUCUGGCCUAUGAGACAAAAAAAUAUUGUUGGUGUAUUCCUAGCUUUAUUCAUAUAAAGAUUAUUAAAUAGUUGAUAUCUGGGACUGAGAAUGCAUCAAGGAUUUCAAAUACUCACUUUGCCUGAAAUGCAAAUGACGUCCUAAGAUUAAGUAUUUUAAAUUGUUUUUAUUUAUAAUCUAUGAACAUUAAGCUUUUUUAUAUUGAAAACAUAUCUUUUUAUGGAAGGCAUUAUAAUUAAUACAAGCCUCUUAAUCAGUGAUAUGCAAACCAAACAAAGAGGUAAAGCACAGUGCUAGGCUUCAAGCGUACCAAUAAAAGAGUCAUCAUUGUAUUACGGAACUGGGCAGUCUAUGGCCCUUAUUUUCCAACUUAGUGAAGGAAAAAGGCAGGUGAAAUAGUUUGAAGUCAAUAAGAUAGGUUGUAGAGUGGCUAAGGAGAGAAUGCAGAUAGCAAUGCUGCAGUAUUACAAAGUCAAUUCUGGGGAUUACCUCAGUGGAUCGAUUAAAUAUUGGUGAACACUACUUUGUGGGAGGAUUGUUACUUGAAAGUCUUUGUUUUGAAUGCACCAGGAUAGUUUCCUUUUCACAAUAUUUUAAUCGUGAGUGAUUAAAAAACAAAAUCCAAUAUUUGUGAAGUUUUAAUAUUUGACCCAGAAAAUAUUUUGUGUUUGUUUUAUAAGGGCAGGGAUGGGAAGGCAGACAUAAGUAAGUAGAUUAGUUUGUUUUAGCAGAUUCUUGCACCUACUAGAAAAUAUUUUCCAUCAAUGGGCAUUCUUUCCCUUUUAUUUUAUUUUCAUUUCUUCUUUUUUCAUUUUACUUGCUCACUUAACAUAUAGGAUUAAUCGUUAAAAGAGCAAGAAAUCUGUCUUUAAGCAAUGUUAUUGCAUGUUUUCACUAUUUAAAGAUUAUCAGCCAUGAUAUGAAAACCAGACACUCCUAUGAUGUUUACUAUUUUAGUUAUGUGAACAACUUUCUUCUUUUUUGAUUUUUUUUUCUUACCUGCUUAGAAAAACAGGACUUAUUAAAGGCAGAUCAAAAUCUUACUUUGUUGUAUGGCCAGUGCUUUUGUGCUCAUCAAGAAGCUGCAGAAACACUGCCAUAGAUCUCUUGUUCACUCAGCAUCAGACUGCUUGGCAAUUUUCGGACUUCUGCAGAUUUACAGAUUUAAGACAUACAUAGUAAUAUUUGCUGUGACAGACGGGGCUUCUAGCUAGCAAUAGGGUUCAAUUGAAGGUAGCUCACUUAUUCUAAAAAAGGAUCAGAUCCAAUAGUGUACAUUAAUAUUUGAAGUGACAUUUCCCACAUAUUUGUAGCAACAUCAUGUUCCAUUUUGUACAACCAAAAACAUCCCACCAAAGGAGCUCUUGCAAAUUGUGCAAGUGGUAUGAUUUACCUCUUUUGAUUUGACUUUCCCGAAUUAGUCUGCAUCAAUCGGAAUGACUUCAACUUAAAAUGAAAGUGACUUAGAGAAGGAACUAAACUUCAUCCAGGCUCCAGCUGGAUCUAGGCGAGAGUUAGGAGCAGAAAGGAGAAUAUUGUCUUAGUCCUAUAUGGCACCAAAGAUGGGUAGAGAAGUAAAAUUCAAGCAUUAGAGCAGAAAUUUCAAACCUUUUCUGGCUCAGAUCCUAUUAAUUAAAAAAACUCAGAACCCGCAGAAAAAAGUUAAGUGGCACUAGUAAUUUUAAAAAAUGGCUUUAUUUGAGUAUUUCAAUGGACGGGGAUUAACCCCAGUCUUUUAUACAGAAAGAACUCCAUUACAUCUUCAUGGAACCCUGGGGUUUCCACAGUUUGAAACACAUUACUGUAGAGAAUUGUAGCAAACUGCAAAAAUCCAAAUGACCAUUAAAUGGUAGCAGGAGAUAUAGAAAACACCACAUCUGGCUACCAUUCAAUGAUCCACAUCUAAAUUUUUGCAAUCUAAAUCUGGUAAGCCUAUAAUUUUUAUAAGAAGCAGAAGGAAUUCUGUGCAUAUUUCCUUCUUCAAAGAAAUCACUGGGGAUGCUUGUUAUUGCCAUACCUGUGAUAACUCUGGAAUUGAAGUACAUAAAUAAGUGAAUAGGGAAUACAUAUGAGAAAAUAAUACUUUUAUCCAUAUUCCUCACCAUGAUGAAGGUAAAUGCUAUAAACCUAGAGCCACCAGAACAAGGUUUGAAAAAUCUAGCUGCCCGCUAGAAAAAUCUUAGAAGACUAGCUGCCAACAAAAGAACUACCAUUUUAUUUAUAUUUUGUACCUAGUGGGUUUUUGGAGACCAGAUAUAUUAAAUAGAAAUAAUGCUGAACCAUUCUACUGGGGUGAGGGGAAGCUGCAUUGGAACUAGCAGUAUGCCUUACUUACAUUUACAGCUCUCAGCAGAAUUUCCUAGCCCUGAGUAGAAACUCAAGGGGAAUAAUUUCUGAAUAGGGGUGCAUAGAUACUUUGACUGACAAGUUUAGAGCCCUGCAAGUCUUUUGGGAUUUGAUUUCCAUAAUUCAGUCCCAUAGGACCAAUUGAAAUUCAGGGAGUAGCAGAUCCAAGGCUGGUUUAGAACUAUUAUAUAAGACAGUUAAAUUGAGCAACUAGGUUAACAUAUGAAGGCAUCAUGCAGCAUUAGAACAAAGCCAAUGUUGUUUUGUUUUAAACUGUCAGAACUAUUAUUUUUGAGGAGUGAAGCAUCUAAUAGUAGAGGUUGGAGGUAGGGGGAGAUCCCAGUAAUCACAAAAAUGAGAGAAAUGAAUGAAUAAGUCAAUUUUAUGUCGCAAAGUCCUGUUUUAAUUUUUAAGGGUUGCUUUACCCACAAUGAUUUCUUACUGAUAUAAUGGUUUUUCGUAAAAUUUCAGUGUAAGACUAUGAUUUGUGGUAUUUAAUUACUUUAUUUUUUACACUUUUGCCAGCAAUAAAAACAUAUAGCAGUGGAGCAAUCAUGCGGCCAUUCAAGGAUUUUAAGUUAGGGAAAGGCUCACUCCAGUGCUGACCGUAUAGAAGUUAUGGAAUAUGGAUAACAGUUUUUAAUAUUGAGUGAGGGGAAGUUUUGAGGCCAUUGUUUUUCAAACUGAGUUCUAGAAAAUUCUGAGAUUUUUUUUAGAAGUAGGUUAAGAAUUCCAAUACAAAUUCAAAUUAACUUUCAUUGAAAUGAAUUUGCCCUGCUGAUGUGCAAUGAGCAUGGUGUCUAGUGUUUAUUCCUGAACUAAGACUCAGGAGACCCAGAUACUUGUUCACACUCCUUGAUGAUGUAUUCUGAGCAUCUAGCCAUGUUCUGUUUGUUAACUGUCCUAUGCCACAGGGUGAUUAUGAGAAUAAAGGAAUAAAGUGCUAUAUGCUAUCAUGAACCCUCUGGCAAAAUGGUGGUACAGAAAUGGAAUAGAUAGAUUAAGAAAACUUUUCCUUUUGCAAUAGGGAUUGUAUUGUGGAAUUUGUUUUAAGUUCAUGAAAGGGAAAAGUGAGAUCCAACAGGGCUGGACAGUGCCUUGUGUGCACUUGAAAAUUAUCCCUUUAAACCACUGGAAGGAAUUACUAUGCUAAGGGCAAAAGAGUUCUUUGAAGGCAGAUGUUUAAAAACUGCUAUAUUAGACAUUAAAUUAAUUGAAAAUAAAGCAUUGGAGAAGCCAAUGGUUUUUUUUUAAGAGUUGGAGAAAUUAAAUGCUUACUUUUGGGAAUGGAAAUGGAUGGUAAAACCAGUAUUUCUGUUUUCCUAAUACACUACAUUCAUUUAUGUGCUAACACUUUAAUACUUUUUUUAUUUACAUCAGUUUGUUAUGCUAUAUGCCAUCUUGUGUGAGCAUUUGUUUUCAGUGUAGAAUACUUUGCAUACAUAUGUGUAUGCUUGAAAAUCAGAACAAACAGUUAUAUCCCGAGUUUGUUUCUUUUUUUUUAAAGUAUUUCUUUAUUAUUGUACAAGAAAAAAAUAAAAUAAGUAGAAAUUGAU